AUGGUGCUGAACGGUCCGCUCAACGGGCUGGUAAAUGCGCCGCUAACCGAAUUGCUUCAAAAGUGGGAGGCCAAAAGGAUAAACUUAUGCAACGUAUGUCUCUGCCUCCACCACUUGAAAAAAAAUAUACUCUUAAAAUGGGGAGACAGAAGGGACUUUCUAUUAAGCAGCAUCAAUGAGGAGACGAUUACGAAAGUGGUAGAACUACUGGACGUGAACCAAAGCGGAACUGUUGCAAGCAGCACAAAAGAUAAGUAUUUCUUUCUAGCAUUUGUAACGUUCGUCUUUAACACGGAAAAUGAACUCUUAAGGAGAAGCUGCGAUAUGGCCAAAGAGGUAGAGGAAAAUUACUGCAAGAUUUACAAUCAAGAUACCGGAGGUGGAAAAAAAAACAAAGGCAAAAGAACUGAUGAGGAAUCACAACUAAAGGGGACACUACAAAAAACUAUGGAGGAUGAUAAGAAGCACUUGUUGGAGAAACAGUUAGGGCAUGACCAAGUGGAAAAGGCAAAGGACCAAUCACUACACCCCAAUAACGUGUUCGACCAGUUUGAUGUACUCAUAAAAAGGACAGUCGAUCUGGAGGUAAACCACACACAAGGGGAAGUGAACAAAUUGCUAAGUUGUAAAAUUUACGUAUUUUACGUUUUCUUAAAAUUCAUAUUUGUCCUUACAAAGGACUGCCCCCAAAUGAGCAAGUAUUAUUUGAAGCGUGUGAGGAAUAUCCUACAGAUCCUGAUGACCAUACAGUUGGGAUUCCUGCAACAGAAUGAAUAUCUUGUUCACCUUGCAAACGUCACCCUGCUCCUCAUUGUACAUACAAAUAUUCCCGCCGUGAAAGAUUGCGAAAGAGAAUUCUUAAAUUUUUUAAUUAUGCAGUUAAACAGGAAGAAGUACUCUCUACAAACAAUUGAACAAAUAUUAGCUACCUAUUUAAACAAAAAAAAAAAUAUCAAUUUAAAUGACGAAAUUUAUAAAAAGUUACAAAAUUAUUCCAAUGAUAAUAUCAACUUAUUUUUAACAUAUGGGAAAAAAGAAAACUUGUUUUUUUUCUUCAACCUUUUGUGUCUUUUUAAUAGUUUACUCCAUAACAGGGUUAGCAACUCAAAUGAGCAUAUUCAUUUUGUAAAGCCUGUAGAAUGCGUUAACAUAAAUGUAAGCAUUAAGGACAUGCUGGGCCACGUACAGAAAGUGCUCAACUACUUGGGGACCUUGUGUAGGGGUUAUUUGGCCAACAAAACAAAAGUGGACGUAUCUCUCAACGGGGGAGGGACAUACGUCUAUUGUAAGGAUGAAUCACCACAGGAAGAAUUUACCAUUGAAGAGAUCCUAAAAGGGAAGCAUCCACACGACUUUCUCCACGGAGAGUUCCCCAACCGGGAGAAAAAUAAACAGCUACCCAACCUCUUUACCUACAUAAUUGACAACGUGUUCUCCUUUUUUCGGGGCCUCAUAAAAGAACAAGACGCAGAAUCGAUAAGCAUGAACGUAAAGCACUUGGUGGAUUUUUUAAAAAUAUUCUUCAUGCACAAUAACGAGUCUGAUUUAUUUUUAAUAAAUUUUGUUGGAACAAAUUUUUGUACUUACUUUAAAGAAUUGCUGGAGAAGUGCCCGUCUGCUUUAGACGAAUUGGUCAGCUAUGUUAUGUGCCUCUUUAGGGUUGUAAAGAUGUUGACCCAAAAUACGCUUCACACAGCGGCAGCGGGAAAAUUAAUGAACAUUCUGCGCAGAAUACGGGAAGUUGAGGGGGGUGCAAGUUGCUCAAAUGGAGAAAGUAACCAAAGCGGGAAAAAAGGAAUCUUCCUCGAGGAAAGUAUCAUCCACAGAUUAUACAACAACGCUGUUCACACCCUCUACGUUUUCCUCAAAAAUGUAGAAACCUACUCAAAUGAACAGAUGAAAGAAAAGAUUUUUAUCCAAUACGAGCACUUCCUAUUUUGCAUCCUUGAUAACGAGACGAAUGCCAACCUUGAUCUGAUUUUUCGAAACAGCUCUUCCCUCUACGUAACGUUAAAGUUGUUUUUAAUUUUGCUCAAGCUUCACAAAUUUGACUUUGAAAAUGUACAUAACUUAUUUUUUAAGUUGAUCAAAUUGGAGAAGGAACUCCCCACAGCCAGUCAACAAGGACCCUCCCUUUUUUAUAAAAAUGCCCUACACAGUAAUGCAGCGUUAGUACAAAAAAUUAAGACAUUCAUUUUAGCCAAUUUGGAUUUAAUUGCGCGCGGGACGGGGGAGACCAAAGUGGAAAAGGUGAAGCGUCUAGAAAGGUUGGCAAAGUCAGACGUGUUAGAACGGGCCGAUAUUUUGUCCCAGUUUGAGCGCCCCAUCAAAGGGAGCAAUGUUUGGGGGAAGCUACAAACAGACCUCAAAGACAGUCAACACUAUGCGCAAGUACACGACCAGAUGAAUACCCCCUACAACGGAAAGGGAAAAAACAAAAGGGUGCUCGAAAAGAUCAAACGGCAAGGGGAAACCAACGAAAUAUGGGAAAACGCACAUGCGGAAGAUACGUCGUCGAGUGGCAUCACCACGGAUGAACAUUUUGAAGAGGAAAGGACGCAGCGGCCAACAAAAAACAACUCCUUCAUCAAUCAAACGGAAAAAUUUAAGAUAAAAAAAAAAAAAAAAAAAAAAAUUAAGCGUGCGGAACAGGAAGACACCGCUUCCAAUGUGCAGCCUGAGAUGGCGAAUUCGAGUUUGAAAAAAGCGUGGCGUUCAGAGUUGGCCAACGUGGAUGAGGAAAGAGUUGACACAGGGGAGGGGGAUGACGACGCUGCGAGCGAUACGGCAAACGCAUCCCGCCAGGAUUACACCGUUGAGGGGACAAGCAAAAAAAACAAAAAAAUGCUGCAAAGCGGGAAGCAUGACGAGCAACAGGACGAGACGCUCGAAACAAAUCGCAGCAGCCACGCGGAGGGCGGGCCCGCAAAUUUAAAAGAGCUAGCAGAUAACGUAAAAAUGGUGUCGUCGUCCGAUGCCAUGAAUUCCCUGCAGUUCAUGAAGCAGUCCAUCCUAAAUGACUUAUAA
This is a messenger RNA of Plasmodium fragile, 3027 nucleotides long. RefSeq lists its product as uncharacterized. The transcript has a single exon. The record is from RefSeq and is a predicted model, not a curated record. Bases 1 to 3027 code for a protein of 1008 amino acids. Lineage: Eukaryota; Apicomplexa; Aconoidasida; Haemosporida; Plasmodiidae.